Prorocentrum cordatum is the source of this 3499-nucleotide messenger RNA. The record is from the annotation of a GenBank genome assembly. Lineage: Eukaryota; Dinophyceae; Prorocentrales; Prorocentraceae.
GGGGGGCGCCCCGGCGUGCCCGGGCGAGCCCGGCCCCUCGGCCCCUCGGCCCGCGGAGCCGCCGGGGAGAGCCCGGCCCCUCGGCCCCCGCCUCGAUCGGGGAGGGCUGCACCUGCCUCUGCGGGGGGCGCGGCGCGCGCAGUGCCUCCGCGCGGCCCAAUGGGGGCGUCCCCGGGGGGCGCCCCGGCGUGCCCGGAGCCGCCCGGGAGAGUGCAGACGAGGACGGGAACACCCUUCUGCACCUCUGCAGCGCUCAGGCGGCGGAGACGGCGGAGGACGCGAGCACCGAGAUUGACUGAGCUGCUCCUGAGCGCCGGGGCGGACGCGAACGCCGCCAACCUGCUCGGUACGCCGGCGCCGCCGCCGGGGCCAUGGAGAAGGGCUGGAUCGAAGUCGGGGUGCAGGUGCAGCCAGACAGGAUCCAUUUUGGCUCAAGGCUCAGGUGCACGUUGCCCGCCAUGCCCUCGAAUGAUCCACCAUGCGAUGUUGAUGUGAAUGGUUCCUCGGGGGGAUCCUUGUGCCCGCCGUCGUCGUGGACAACAACUACUUCGCCGUCGUCAUCAGGUACCUCUAGCGCAGCAGGGCAAAAGGCACCAUGGAUGAUCAAAAGCUUGUCCACUGCGCACUCCGAUACUAGGAUUGCCGCGCAGCACAGGCUGCCUGCCAAACUCGCGAUCUUCACAGUGCGAGGUGUGAUGCUUGGUCUUACAGUGCUUCCGCUUUCUGCCCCGAUAGCCAAGGGCUAUGGGGUGCACGGGUAUGCAGAUUUUUCUGGUACGUUAGAUUUGGAUGGUGCGAACACGUGCAGUGCAACACUCGCUGGUUCAUAUUAUCUCCGAGGCAAUCCGCAAUGGAUCGCCCUGGGGAACACAUACAAGUACAGGAUGGCGGCCGUGACUAUCUCUGCAUUCCUUGUGGCCGUGAUCGCGUGCUUCGCCGUGCGCAGUGUGCGGACGCGAACUCAGUUCAUCAUUCACGUGCGGUGUUGGCUUCUGCUGAAUUGGCUGCAAGGGGUCGCCUGGUGCUUCGAACGCAGCUGUAAGUGGUGCGCCGAUUCGGACGACGCCAGCAUAGAGAGAGACUGCAGCCCGCUGUGGCAGGUACGCUCGGUGCUGACAGCCAGCGUGUUCGCAUACCUGACGUUCCUGAUCAGGAUGAGGCACAUGGCAGUGCAGGGCGCGUUUCCAGAGAAGAGGCAUGAGGAGCACAACAUAUUCGACAUCUUCCGGUUGCAAGUGCUGAUCGUCUUGGUGUGUUUCUGCGUUUCUGUCGUGCGCGAGGUUCGGAGCCCAGGCAGCCAGGAUUUGUCGACCAUGACAGCUCUGUGCGUCGUCUUGAAUUUUGUACUCACGGCUGUAAGUAUGUGGUUUUCGCUAUAUCUGUUCAUGGGCCAGCUUCGGGUAGCUGAGGGAGUCGUGAAGACGUCUUCUGGGCGGCGGCGAAUGGAAGCCCAGUGCGUCGUAAGUUCCGUGAAGAGACAACUCAUUGCACAAGCACUAGCGUUCGUCUUCGAUCUCGUAGCUGUCACUCUGGAGACUCUUGCUGCGCUGGAAUGGUCAUGGUUUCCUGGCGAUGCAACGCCAACCUUCCAGAUUGUUAAGUCCAUUUUCUUCGGUGCAGAUAUGGUUAUCAACUCCUGCCUGGUCCUCAGCUACUGGGGGCUUGUGCCCAGGCCAACCCUUUGGGGUCGCAGGGCCAGCCGCCAGACGCAGUGGCAGACGGAGCCGCGGCUGCCGCAGCUCUUCGAGUCCGAGUGGGACCGUAAGGUUGCCGAGCUGGCCAACAGGGGAAUCACCCUCGGAGCGCUCCUGGACUUCUACAUGGGCCUGGGUGUGAGGUACAUGCCGCACUUUGAUCCCGAUGUCCACUCAACGGAGGACGUGGCCCGCCAGGCCAUUAUUCCUUUCACCGCUGCCGACCCAACGUUCGGGCCGUGUGCGCUGGCCACGAAGCUCAUGGAAGGGCGGCCCACACUGGCGCAGCGCAUGGUCACGCACACUUGGCGCAACAAGUUCGCAGACCUCGUAGCCGCCAUCGUGGCAGACGCUCUGGACCAAGCCACGUAUGAGGCAAUUCUGCCCAGACUGAAGCCAGGCAUGAUAGGAUGCUUAAUCGGAGAACUGGAGAAGAGCGGCAGACUAGAGAUGACCUACUGGGUGUGCGUGGCAAGUGUGAACCAGCACGCGUCGAUCUGCGGUCACAUACCGAACGUGCCACAGGGGAGCACUGGUGGUGUGUCUUGUCCAGGGCACCCAGUCUGCACCUGCAGCCACCCCAAGUGGCUCAAUGAUUCUUCGCCUCGCAAUGGCAAUGGUGAAAGUAUAGUUUGCGAGAUGAACAAGUUCGACGCCAUGAUGAUACUUCUCGCCGGCGCCAACGCUAGUUUUAAGCAGGUGAUCGCGUGCGACCGCGAGUUCCAGCUAUUUACGAGAAGUUGGUGCAUCGCGGAGAUCUACAUGGCGCACGAGCAAUGCAUGAAUGCUUCCCUCAUCGUGCACUCUGCUGAAGUUUUGGCACGCCGUCGUGAUGUGGUAGAGCAGCUCGAUGUGCGAAGUAUGUCGGCCUCUCGACCCGAGGAUAAAGAAAUGAUUCUGCGACAUAUUGCAGAUCCUGUCGCAUUCAACGAAGCAAUGAAAUGGGUUCUGUUUGACGAAGGCAAGGGCCUAUUCAAGGGCCAAGGAAUAUUGCACACCGCGGCGUUGCUGGGGCGCAUAUCUAGCACGCGUUACAGGACCGCGGAGACUACCCUGAACAAAGAGCCUGGCGAUUCCGCGGGCCCGGAACGCCCAGUCCUUCUUACAGUGUGAGGGCGGCUGAAGGCGGCCUUCACAUCCGAAUUCGUGCCACUUAACAGCGGUGGCGCCGCUGCCCUUGCGGCCAAUGCUGCGCUGACAGAGCUGGGGGAACGAGAAGAGAGGAGGCCGACAGGUCACGCUCGCGCGGGCGCCGGCGCCUGGCGGACCGACGGAGAGUCGCGGCCGAGUUCGCCAGGCCAGUGGCGGCCCGAGAGCUCGUGGGGCUCCUGGCGAAUGCGAUCCGGUCGUGUGCCUCCUCCCUCUGCCGUGUGUCUUAGUUGUCGGGGCUUACCCAUGGGCUGCUCGUGUGAAAUGAGGUGCUGCGUUCCAGCGUGCACCAGACACGCCCAGGGGCAGGCGGAGUCCGUUCGGGACUGCCAGCACCACACAGCAGCCGCACUGUAAUCUCUUGGGGCUCGAUGGUUGCUCUGCUGUUCUCACACGCGUUGACCUGACACCACAGUCUGCCAGCGGCGCGUCUUCGCCCCCAUCUGAAACGGGACCGUCAGUCGCCCACCUGCGAGCGGCAACAGCAAAAAUCAGGACGCCAAGGCUACCCCUUCGGGGGCAGCGUUGUGGGGCGGGGAUCGGUUCAGGGCGGGACGCAUCGCGCCCUGAUCGCCCAGGCGUUGCCGGUGGGGGCCAGGCGGCCUCCGCUCCCCCGCCCAGGAACGUCUGGUUUCGCUGUCGGUGGCCGUUCGCCG